AACUCGGAGACUUGUUAAAGUUUUGAAAAUUUGUAAAAUACUUUUUAAGACAAAAUCGCAAUGUUUCUUGUUCAAAAUCCUCCAUCUGCUCCUUCUACACCGCGGGAACAGUUCGUAAGCGAUGUUGGACAUUCACAUCGUUUCAAAGUGAACAUCGAAGGCGGUUUAAAAUUGUUAAAUCGUUUAGAGACCGAUUCGGAAAUAAUGUGCUGCCGUUUCAAUCCUGAAGGAAACCUACUUGCUGUUGGUCUGGUCAACGGGGUUACAAAAAUCUACACAGUUGAGCCGCUAUCAUGUGUAUAUGUGUUACCAGCAGAAGAUACCGGCGGACAACCUUUGCCCGUCACAUGUCUCAGAUGGAGGCCAAAUAUUGGGAACCAAGAUUUCAAGAAUAUCUUGUUGGCAACAUAUGCAAGUGGUUCUGUAAAGACUUGGCAUGUUCCUACAAUGGAUUGCAUUAGUUCAAUCCAGGAAGGUGGUAGGCAGGUUUUGGCUUGUGCAUUUAAUGCAUCUGCAUCACAAUACAUCACGGCUGGAUCUGAUACAACCAUAAAUCUUUAUGAUGCUACCACAAGACAGAAAUUGUUCAGUUUGGAACCAAGCACAUCAUUUCUUGUGAUGGAUGGUCAUAUGAUGAGAAUAUUCUCAGUUAUGUAUUUCCCGAAUGAUGAUCACGUCUUUCUAUCCGGUGGCUGGGACGACACACUACAGUGGUGGGACAGUCGGGCCGACUCGAAACACUCCGUAAGGAGGAUUUUCGGUCCUCAUAUCUGUGGGGACGCUCUGGAUAUCAUGCCAUCGAAUGGUAACAUUUUAACUGGCUCAUGGCGCAAGGACAACAGCGUUCAGAUCUGGGACUUUAACAGCGGUGAACUGAUAAGAGAUGUCCCGGAUGAUUUCAAUAAGUCUAUGACAUAUUGCACCCAGUGGUUGCCCGAUGGUCAGAUCAUCGCUGGCGGAAGCGACCAGAACAUGUUAAGAAUGUUAGAACAAAGUGCAACCAGCACCGUGACGAUUGGUCGCAUGGUGGAUCUACCUCGCGCGGUCUACACUGUCGAUAACGACCGCUCUGGACCGAACCCCAGGAUCGCGGUCGGCUCUUCAAACAAUAUUUAUAUCGUACAGCGCUCGUAAUCUUCAAAGACGAAACGACUUUGUUUUAAUCUGUGGGUGACAUUUUUCUGGCUUGCUGUGAAAGUAUAGCUUAGUCAUGGGGAAUUUUUAUCCCCACGGCAGUUAUAACCUAUAUCCCGGGAUAAAUUACCCUCACCGGCUAUAAUCUAUAUUAAGAUCUGUUCACACGAUCCAAUUUUGUUGGAUCCAAUUCACUUCUGAUGGAUGUUUUAUAGUUUGUUGUUUUGUAACGUA
Dendronephthya gigantea is the source of this 1368-nucleotide messenger RNA. Its product is annotated as vegetative incompatibility protein HET-E-1-like. The coding region runs from base 61 to 1134 and encodes 357 amino acids. NCBI's taxonomy places the organism in Eukaryota, Metazoa, Cnidaria, Anthozoa, Malacalcyonacea, Nephtheidae. The transcript is spliced from 9 exons. Gene Ontology annotation, molecular function: protein binding. The record is from RefSeq and is a predicted model, not a curated record.